Heterostelium album PN500 is the source of this 6537-nucleotide messenger RNA. RefSeq names its product DOCK family protein (gene docB). Gene Ontology annotation, cellular component: cytoplasm; plasma membrane. The transcript is spliced from 7 exons. Lineage: Eukaryota; Evosea; Eumycetozoa; Acytosteliales; Acytosteliaceae. Gene Ontology annotation, molecular function: small GTPase binding; guanyl-nucleotide exchange factor activity. The coding region runs from base 1 to 6537 and encodes 2178 amino acids. The record is from RefSeq and is a predicted model, not a curated record. Gene Ontology annotation, biological process: small GTPase-mediated signal transduction.
AUGGCAGUGGAGCACGCCGAUAUUCUAGGAGCGAUAAGCUCGAGUUUGCUUCGGUACAUGUUCCCCUUCUACUUUGACGGCGCUGUCUACGUCUUCUUGGUGGACAACACUGAUUCGCCAGUCUCACUGCUCAGACUAGAUAUCCGCACCUUCACCUACAACGUUCUCAACCAGCAGUACUACCGAUUCGAUGGAAUCAGAUCGGCAUGCUUCGAUACCGAUCACCACCAACUCUAUAUUCUCGAUGCCAACUUCCACUUUCACCGCAUCACCAUGUCGACUGGCGAGCGUGUCAAACUUCAGUCACUCGCUCAUUCACUCCAACGUCAAACUCCACCGGCAUCAAUGGUAUACCUAAAAGAAAUACAAACAAUAACAACAAACACAACAACCACAACUAUUCAACACAAUAUUUAUCUACUACAUGGUAGACAAUUUAAGAAUCACAGAUACUCUAUCGACAAUGAUCAGUGGGCAAGUUCUUGGGUAGUGUGUGCGAUGAGUAAUCCAAAACAACCAAUUGGUACGAAUACAAAUGGUGGACCAGAAAUAAAUAGAUUGCCUGUUUUGAAAUCAACUGUACAAAUACCUUGUAAUUCUAGUAGUCAGAAGUCGUCACCUGAUUUAUCAAACAACAAUGAAAGUGGAAAUGACGGUGCUGUUAAGCCAAAUCCAUUCGGUGCAAAAUUGAAACCUGUUGCGACAAGACCAAUAUCAACAACAGGAUUAUCAUCACCUUCAAUAACAACACCAUCAUCAUCAACAACACCAGCACCAACAACAUCAACACCAGCAUCAACAACAGCAUCGCCUGCAAGUAGACCACUUCCAAAACCAGCACCAACAGUGACACCUUCACCAACAACACCAUCAACAGUAACACCAACAUCAUCGACAAUAAAACCAGCACCAUCUGUAUUGAAUAGAUUCCCACAACAAUCACCAGCAACAAGUACUGAUACAACAUCAAAACCACCAGCUAGAAACUUUGUUAUUAAAAAACCUGCACCUGUAGUUUCACAACCUUCAACAUUGGCACCACUAUCAACCACACAACCAAAAAUCACACCACCAGCUUCACCCACACCAACCUCUACACCAUCAACACAAUCAAUUGAAACACCAGCGGCAGCACCUUCUUCACCUGUAAAUAAAAACUCUGAAGUCAAAUCACCUGAUCUUCACAACAACAAUGAACCAGUAACAGUCAACAACAACAACAAUAAUAAUAAUAUUAACAAACCAAUAGAAGUUGCAGUAGAAAGAAAAUCAGUUAUUAUUUCACCAGAUGUAUUGUUAUCAGCAAGUGAUAGUACAACUAUUUCAAUAGCGUCAACUCCAGAUGCAGGUGUUGGACAACCAAAGAAAGUGAUUAAUAAACAAUGGAAACCAGUUGCACCAACUAGUUUGUCACAGUCGACCAUUCCAAUUGCACAGGCUGUCAAUAGCGAGACAUCGGAAAUCGCUAUCAAAGUCACAAAGAAUCUUCAAGCUAGCGCAGCAAAGUCGGUUCAACGUGAGCGACUGAGAGUGCUGGCAUCGCAAUCCGGUGACUCUAUCACACUCACACAGAAGCGUGGUGAUAUCAUUGAGGUUGUAGAGCGUGGCCAUGACAAGCGCUCGUACAUUGGACACAACGGUUACAAGUCGGGUGCAUUCUCCAUUGGAAACACCAAGACAAUGUCACCGCUCUCCGCAGAACCACCUGCCAACGCUGACUAUGCAGUUUGUGUUAAGGACUACCGUGCUCCCAACAACAAAUCGCUUACCAUCAUGCGUGGCGAUGUUCUAGUGAUUUUGGAACGCACCUCUGGAACCAAUUGUAUCGGUAGAAUGAAGCAUGGACUCGAUGGUUGGAGUGAGGCAGGCGAAUUUCCACUGGAAGCUGUCAGGAUUGUUUCGGUGUCCGAAUAUCAUCUGCACAGCGAUGUCAUGGAGAUUCUCAUGGAAAACUCGGAGCGUUCGCUGGACAAUCUAGACGAGUCUAAGGAUAUGGAGAAACGACAGCAUGCAUUGAGGGAACGUGUUAAAGCUAUGCAGUUGGUGCAGGAUCGUCUGCUCUCAGAAGUCGAUGCAUCGAACGCUUUGAAGUUGCAGGCAGAGUUGAGACAACAGGUCGAGUCGAUCGGAGCACAGCUAGGAAUCGAGUAUUUCGUUGCCAAUAAAACAACUGGACAACUUUUAACGAGCGAGGAGACCGCUUCACCUAUCACGUUGUUGCGUGAGCACUACCACAUGAUUGGUGAGAAGCGUUCAUUCAAAACCGACAAGUUGGCAGCUAGCAACAAGACUGCCGGUAGUGAGAUUGACAGUAACGCCGCUGGUGGAGCCACUGGAAAGUGGGAGUACGGACAACUGGUUGUCGAUGAUAUUGAACCAUCGGAUAUUACAGAGGAUGUUGCACUGCUCGUUCGUGUUGUACGUCGUGGAGCAAUGAAAGAUCUCAGUAGCACCGUCGACACUCAAAACAAAAAAGUUAGUAACGCCGACUUUAGACGUCCAUUUGCAUGUGCCAUUCUCAAGUUACACUCUGCAUUCUCCGACCAAAACAUAGGAGUUUUUGAAAAAGAAUAUAAUCUUUCACUUUGGACAACAUCAAGUGAUGUCAAUUUUUCAACAAUUCCAGAUUUCUUAUCAAAGAGUAAUAAUGAUGAAGAAUUGAAAAAGAAUGGUGUGGAACCAGUACCGAAACCAGCUGUAGGUGCUCAAUAUCAAUUGCAAAUCUCUACAGCAUUUUAUGAUCAGCCAUAUAAGAAAUCAUUGGAAAAGUGGUCGGAUCUAGCCAAGUUACCAAAAGCUGAAAAAUUGGAACACAAAGUAGUGCUCAAUGAAAGAAAGCAUCAACUGUACAUCACUUUGGACAGUGGUAAAUUCAUGCAAGGCAAAAAGAUAGAGAUAUCGGUACGUGUUCGUAUGGAGAAUGGUGAUUUCCUUCCUUUUUGUUUGUCACUUGGCUCCGCUUCACAGCUGGUCAGUGAGCUAAAGACAGUUGUCUACACAUCUACUUCGCCAGUCUGGAAUGAAAUGAUUCACAUCGAUGUAAGUCCAGAUAAAUUCCUCCAGGCUCACUUAUUGUUCACCGUGAGAAGUGCCUCAUCCAAAGCCAACAAAUCCAAUGUUUUUGCUUUUGCAUUCCUCAAACUUGGUGGCGCUGACCAAGUGGCGUUGUCGAACGGCGACCACAGUUUGGUGCUCUACAAAGCAUCGUCAGACACUAUCUCCAACAACUACAUCACCGAGGACUUGCCCGCUACACAAUCGGGACUUACUUCACAAUCGGACAAGCUAGACAAAUCGAAAUUCUCAGUGCGCAAAAACGAGUCGUUGAAAAUCAAGUCACUUUUCCACACCACCCAAUUCGUCCAACAUGCAGUCAUCUCACAGUUGAUCGAUUGGAAAUCCAACGAAGCAUCGAUUCCAACGAUUUUGGACAAAUUUAAAUUUGUUGACUCCAUUUCAAUCAUGCGUAAUCUCACUGGAAUUAUUGACGCACUCUUUAAGAUCUACGACUCCAGUACCGCUGGUUCUCUGUUUAUUGUCGAGCCGGUUGCACUGCUUGUUUACAAUGCCAUCGUAUUCAUCAUUGGUUUGCUGACCGACGAGAGAACCAAUCGUUUCAAACACUUCAAAACAGUGUUGGACGAGUACAUCCAGAAUCAAUUCAGUGGUGCAAUGGCGCAUAAGCAUCUCUUGAACUGUUUGUCCUAUCACAUGCAAGACUUCUCCUCAAAGGAAUCAGCCAAGAUCUCUUCGACUUUGAAAGCACUCGACUAUAUCUUCCAGCUGAUUGUCAAGUCUAGAAUUGUAUUCCUGCAGCAACAGAGUGGAAACAAGCUGUCUUCGGAGCAUUCUGAUCAACAGUGGCGUGAGGACAUCUCAGAGUUUUUGGCGAUUCUCAACAAGCUGAUGUCCAACAACUCACCACAGUUGAUCGUAGUCCAAACACUCGCUCUGAGAAACUUUGCCAAUAUGAUGAAAGGAUUGACCAACUUUUUCGGAAAACAGCAACUCUGUGAGAUUCUCUGUCAGUUCAUUGAGAGCGUGCACAUCAGUGAGAAACAAGAGCAUCUCAAUUCCUACAAGCUUACGAUCUUCUUCCAGAUUCUCUCUGGUCCGCUUCCUCUCGACGGUGAAACAAUCCCAUAUCUCUUGCCAACACUGGUCAACACAAUGGAUCACCACUUUAUGAAUAAGGGAGAAGAGUAUCGUCUUUCCAGUCAGUUGUUGGCGUUGGCUUUGGAGUCAUUGGAGCAUAUCAAAGACACCGACAACAAACAACGAUCGCUUUGUACCAUUCUCAAACUCUAUCCAAAGUUGAUGCAACUGGCCGAUUCUGUGAUGUCAGAGAUCAACUCUACACCUUCAAACAUUUCGCUGAGUUACGACACCACCUUCUUUAUCACUUCGGUACUGACAAUCUUCAAUUACCUGGCAGACUUUGGCAUUACCAACAAGUAUAUCAUUGACAACAGUCACAUUGAAACAACACGUACCAAUGUGAGACGUGUUCUCAAAAUCCUAGAGGGAUGGAUGACCAGACAAGUAUUCACAAGUCGCUGGCCAACCAUGCAGCUGAUCCACCAUCGCAUUACAAUGAAGAUGGUUGCCAUCCUCACAACCUUUAUCUACAGAUGUUCACCACUACAACAGCAAAUGUCCGAUCUAGACAUGUGGAACACAUUCCUAACUCUCCAGUUCAGUCUUAUUCUCUCUCCAUUCCUCCGAUCCAGCAAGAAUCGUAUCAACAGACACCAUUACAUAAGUCCGUCCAUCAAAGAAAUCAGAACUAAAUCAAUCGUUAGCAUUAGAGACAAUUGGUCAUACAUGUCAACCAAUCAAAAUCAUUUUGUUCAACAUAUUGUGCCAUUGUUACUUGCAUCAUUAUUGCAUCAAGAUCAUCAAGUUGAUGAAUUAAUUCAAGAUCUAUUCUUCUCAGUUAUGAAAUUAGAUUUUACAAGUGAUAAGAAACCUUUUAGAAGAGUUGAAACCAAGACAAUUGAGAUUUUGGAUAGAAUUAUCAUUAGAGUUGGCGAAGCAGAUGAACAGCUGUUUAGAAACUUCCUCACUGUCAGAUUAUCUUCAUUCUUUGCCGAAACCGAGGUUAUGGACGAAAAGUUUAGAACUGAAGCCAAAGGCUUCAUCGAUAAUAUCAAUCAUUUGUUAGGUUUACUCUUUGAUUUCAGAACGUUACCAAACGAUCGUUCGUUUGAAGAGGAGCGUACCAUUGCUACUUUGAAGAUGAUGGAGUACUUUAAGGAUCGUAAGGAUACCUACAUCAAGUAUCUCCACGAGCUACUCAACCAACACAUCAACAGCAGCUACUUCACAGAGGCUGGACAUGCUUUUAUGUUGCAUUCCGAUCUCUACCAAUGGGGAACGACCACCGUUCCACCCUUUACAUUCUCAACACCCGAUCAUCCGACUCCUCACACAUUCCCACAGGAGACUGCCACCAACAGAAAGAUUCGUCUUCUCAAACUCGCCGUUCAGUAUCUCGAUAAAGGACAGGCAUGGGAGAUCUGUGUCAAACUGAUACAGGAUCUCAAGGAGCAAUACGAAGAGGAGUACAACUUCCGCGCGCUCUCCGAAGUGCUAUCACAAGAAGCCGACUUUUACGAGAGAAUCCUCAGUACCGAACGUUUCUACUCUGAGUACUUCCGUGUUGGUUACUACGGUCGCAAAUUCCCACAGACCAUUCAGGGUAAGGAGUUUCUCUACAAAGGAUUCGAGCUGGAGCGUCUCUCUGACUUUACCAGCAGAAUCCUCGCCAAAUUCCCCAAUGCAGAACUGCUCAAAUCGACAUCGGAGCCGACUCAGGAGAUUCUCAAUGCCGACGCACAGUAUCUUCUCAUCACAAUUGUCAACCCUUCGAGUCGCGAGGAAAUAGAGAACCGAACACGACCGGUAAUCGAAGGAACACCGGCCAACUCACGAAGCUACCUCAAGCGCAACAACGUCAAUGUAUUCGUCUACUCGAAACCCUUCAAAAAGACAACAGUAAAGUCAGGAAACGAAUUCGCUGACUUGUGGAUUCGUAACCAUUUCCUCAUUACCGACUCGACGUUCCCAACGAUUCAUCGUCGUGCCGAAGUCAUCAAGAAGAAGGAAGUCGAGGUGUCGCCCGUCGAGAACGCACUGAACUCUGUCACUCAAAAGACGACCGAUCUCGAAGAGAUGAUCAGCAAGUACGAGUUGAACCAACAACUCAACUUGAACCCACUGGCAAUGGCGCUGAACGGUAUGAUCGACGCCGCAGUCAACGGUGGUAUCAACCUCUACAAGGAAGCGUUCCUCGGUCCGACCGCCGGCCCCGACGUCAACAAGGAAAUCUCCAACAAACUGGCGUUGGCACUCAAAAAGCAGAUAGACAUACUCGACAGAGGAAUGCAAAUUCAUUCCAUCCGUUGUCCAGAAGAGAUGAGAGGAUUACAUGAAAAACUUGAAUCAUUAUUCCCAAAGAUAAAAUCAGAUGUUAUGUCAUUAAUUAGAAAGCGUUUUGUUUACUUUGAAUAUAUACAUUUAUAUAUGAUUGGUUAA